UCGUUCACUCACGAGCCAACACAGAGGGUGAUAUGCGCUGCCUGAGCAUUACUUUGCCUUUCAAUGCAGUUUGUCUUCUUUCACGCCAAAGAAUUUUAACUGCACCAUUUCAGACAACACUUCGAGUUCUUCUUCUUUAGCCGGAAGUAGAAUUUCUACCUCGUACAACCAAACGUGAACACUCACUCUUGUUUCGGUAAAAUUUCCAUGGAAUUCGACAAUGUCACUUUAGUUAAGAAUGCAUAUAAUUUUUUUUUUUAAACUUUAUGUUAGAGACGCUGAGGCUUGUGAGCUUUGAAAAAUGUUGAUGCUUGUACUGCACCUUUACAGAGACGAUCUAUUUGUGACGAAUCAUUUCGCGCGAAACUCAGUUCGGAAAUAAGGCGGAAGACCGAGGACGAGUUGAAAAUGAGUAAAAAGGACAACACUGACAGCGCCGCAGUCAUCCUUGCCUACCUAAAUGCCAAGAACCGUCCUUACAGUGCCCAGGAUGUCUUCUGUAACCUACAAAGCCAGCACGGAUUGGGCAGAACGGCAGUGGUCAAAUCCAUGGAGCUACUGGCUCUGGAGGGCAAGAUAAAAGAGAAGACUUAUGGCAAGCAGAAGAUUUAUUUUGCUGAUCAGGCUCAGUUGAAAGAUGUGAAUGAUGCAGACUUGAAGGCCAUGGACGUUCGCAUUGCCAGCCUCAAUGAGGAGAUGCAGGCCCUCAGCCAGAGCUGCGGACAGCUGAAUGCAGAGCUGAAGGAGCUCAACAACAGUCUGACCAGAGAGGAAAUGAUAUCAGAAAUCGCCAGGCUGAGAGACGAGUGUUCAGAAUGUCACAAGCGUCUGGACAAGAUAAAGUCGGCCAACAAUCAUGUCACGCCAGAGGAGAAAGACAAGGUUUUGAAAGAACACAAUGUUUAUGUGAAAGAGUGGCGAAAGAGGAAGAGACUGACUUCGGACAUUAUGGACACCAUCCUGGAGGGAUAUCCCAAGAGCAAGAAAGAGUUCCUGGAGGAGGUUGGCGUGGAGACUGAUGAAGACUACAAGGUGGUCCUGCCGACUCUUUGAAGACACAUUUUUUGUAUUUAAAUGUACCUAACAACCUUUAUUAAGAAUGUCUAUAUGUUGCAGUUUGUACAUUCUGUUUCUUUUUAGUUCAUCUUGUGUGCUCGUGUUUAUUUCCUGUACAGUAUUUACUGACAACUUAUUAAAUGUUCAGCGCGCAUUAUUUAGUCAAAGUAAAAAAAAAAAAAAAAAAA
Molecule: messenger RNA, 1244 nt
Organism: Syngnathus acus (greater pipefish)
Lineage: Eukaryota; Metazoa; Chordata; Actinopteri; Syngnathiformes; Syngnathidae
Gene: psmc3ip
Product: PSMC3 interacting protein
Exons: 8
Coding region: 409-1053 (214 amino acids)
Biological process (GO): meiotic strand invasion involved in reciprocal meiotic recombination; meiotic joint molecule formation; homologous chromosome pairing at meiosis
Cellular component (GO): DNA recombinase auxiliary factor complex; condensed nuclear chromosome
Molecular function (GO): double-stranded DNA binding; recombinase activator activity
Source: RefSeq, a predicted model, not a curated record